This is a messenger RNA of Triplophysa rosa, 1191 nucleotides long. Its product is annotated as serine/threonine-protein kinase pim-1-like. Gene Ontology annotation, cellular component: cytoplasm. The record is from RefSeq and is a predicted model, not a curated record. The transcript has 7 exons. Gene Ontology annotation, molecular function: ATP binding; protein serine/threonine kinase activity. Bases 27 to 1124 code for a protein of 365 amino acids. Lineage: Eukaryota; Metazoa; Chordata; Actinopteri; Cypriniformes; Nemacheilidae. Gene Ontology annotation, biological process: regulation of mitotic cell cycle; protein autophosphorylation; negative regulation of apoptotic process.
UUGCUGCUGCGUUUACUUGAGUGAAGAUGGGUCAGAAUUUUGUCAAGUGCGUUAAAGCCGACGAAUCUAGCGAUAAUAGCAGUGUGUACCAACUACCUGCUCGAUCAAUCGACAACGCGAACGAGAAAGACGGAGGAAAGAAGAAGAAAAAGAAAAAUAGGUUUCUGAGAUGGAUAAAAGGCCGCAGAGGUCAGGCUGAGAGAGAGGAGCCGGAUACAGAAACACCUCCUGUGACCGCUGACAGAAGCGGCGAUGACGGACAUCAUCUCACUGUAAAGUUUCAGCCAAAGUCAAUCGAAGCAAUCAACAACGGGCUGUAUAAGAUUGGGAAGAAGCUGUGCGAAGGAGCAUUUGGUUCAAUCUAUAAAGGCACACAUUUGUGCAACGGCCAGAAGGUGGCAGUGAAAUAUGUCGACAAGGACAAGAACACAGAUUACAUCAGCAUCCCGGGUUAUUCUAAACCCAUUCCUCGAGAGAUCGCUCUUCUGAUUCUUGCCAAUGAGGGAGAUGAUGUUCCAGAGAUCGUUCAGCUGCUGGAGUGGCAGGACUCUGAGAAGUAUUACGUCAUGGUCCUGGACGUCUUCCCUCCCUGCAAAAAUUUGAGUGACUUCCUCUUGGAUGCAGGGAAUCAAAUCGCCGAGAAGACAGCGAAAUCUAUCAUGUGGCAGGCGACCAAGGCCGCGUACAUGAGCUACAAACGGGGAGUUUUCCACCGAGAUAUAAAACGGGAAAACUUCCUCAUCAACACAGACACCCUAGAAAUCAAACUCAUCAACUUUGAGUGCGGUGAUGUUUAUAAGACUUCGGCCUACAGGGACUUCAUGGGCACAGAGGAAUACUUCUGCCCAGAAUAUUUUAAAAUGGGCAUGUACCACGCAAAGUCCAUGAUGGUGUACUCUCUGGGUGUCCUGUUGUUCACCUUGUUUUGCCGGAGAUUCCCAGACUCCUUUGACAAGAACCAGAUGAAGAACAAGAUCUGGUCUAUACAUGGCUUCUCUAAAGAAUGCUGCAGUUUAAUUGAAGCCUGUCUGGAGGAGAACCCAAAAGAACGCAUUCUUCUGGGAAAGAUCCACGACCACGCUUGGUUUCAGGUACUGAAGAUCUGCUCACAUUUAUUUCACUGAUGUUAUUCUCAUUCACUGCACAAAUAUAUUCAGAUAAAACACCAACUUACUGUUCAUUUCAGGACGA